Molecule: messenger RNA, 900 nt
Organism: Aspergillus ochraceoroseus IBT 24754
Lineage: Eukaryota; Fungi; Ascomycota; Eurotiomycetes; Eurotiales; Aspergillaceae
Product: peptide chain release factor family protein
Exons: 2
Coding region: 23-532 (169 amino acids)
Biological process (GO): translational termination
Cellular component (GO): mitochondrion
Molecular function (GO): translation release factor activity
Source: RefSeq, a predicted model, not a curated record
GCUCAAUUCUUGGAGAACGAUCAUGCAGCUCCGCUCCAUAACUUGGUCCAAUCUUCUGAUACCCUCCCGAAACCCAUUGUUAUCCCUGUAUACCUGCAAAAGACAUUUCUCCUCCUCGUGUCUUCUUUCCGACAAACCCCUCCCUCCCCGACUCAAGAUCGAAGAUGCCGACCUAACAAUAUCCUACCUCAAAGGCACCGGCCCAGGCGGCCAGAAAAUCAACAAAACGAACUCCGCCGUCCAACUCAUCCACAAACCAACCGGCAUCGUCGUCAAAUCCCAAGCCACCCGAUCCCGGUCCCAGAAUGAGAAAAUCGCCCGCCAUCUUCUAGCAGAUAAGGUCGAGCAGCUUCUCAAGGGAGACGAAAGCCGUGUCUCGAUUAAGGCGGAGCGCGAGCGCAAAAAGAAGGCGAGCAGGGUAAAGAAAAGUCGACGCAAAUAUCGGGAUCUAGAGAAAGGGGAGGAGACUUCGGAGAAUGUAGAAAACGCGGAAAACGCAGGAUCUCGGGAUAAUAACAAGGACGACGUAUAAAGUUGCCUACGACGUGGCAACGGGUAAUGAUUAACUGAACACUCUCAAUCAAGGUUCUCUCGGUCCUCUUGGGCGAUCCAACACAACCCAGGGGACCCCUCAAUUCGUCAGCUCUCUUGGACGAUAAAUCCAAGUUCUUUCCGUACUAUUAGCAACAUCUGUUGUACCAAUAAUCCCGACUGUAUAUGGGUCUAUGUAGAAAUAGGCUACCGCUUGCGAAAUGCAUGAAUCUUGAUUCAUAAUAAUAUGCCUGUGAAGAUUUUUUGAGGGGGGAACAUAUAAGAUAUUCACGGUGCGUCGGGAUAAUCAAAUUAACCAUCAUAGCCAACAAAAGAUUCAAGUGGUCUAUUGCCAUUUCAAAUAGGUAC